GCUAACACGGUGGUAUCAUGCUAAAUACCUGGUAGGAAGGUUUUCGCAGUUUAUGGAAAACUGCCAAAUCGUUUAAGGACACGAAGACAAUCAGAAUGGACCUGACAGAAGACGCACAUAAUGCGAACAGUGUGGUUUGUAUCGGUGAGCUUGAGCUGUACUCGGAACAUCUGCUCCAUGGACUAAACGAGCUGAGGCAGCGGGAGGAACUUUGCGAUGUGGUCCUCCGUAUAGGGGACACUAAAAUCCGGGCUCAUCGCGCCGUACUUGCCAGUUGCAGCCCAUACUUCAAGGCCAUGUUUACCGGGAACAUGUGUGAACGAGAAAAGGAAGAGAUCGAGUUCAAAUCUAUCGACGAAUCUGCCAUGAAAUUAUUAGUCGAUUUUGCCUACACGGGAAAGGUGCAUGUUUCCCAAGUUACAGUACAGUCGUUGCUGCCUGCUGCCGAUCUGUUACAAUUGAAAUCCGUUACUAAAAAAUGUUGCGAUUUUUUAGAGGGACAGUUACACCCAAACAACUGCAUUGGUAUUGCCAAGUUUGCUGAAACUCAUGCCUGCUGUGGCUUGUACCGCAAAGCAUACACUUACAUUUUUCAACACUUCGAGGAUGUAAUUGAAACAAUUGAGUUCUGUCAACUGGAAGGAAGUGAGGUGGCCGAACUGUUAUCCAGUGAUGACCUGAACGUCAAAUCGGAAAAGUCCGUAUUCCACGCUCUUAAAACUUGGAUAAAAUACGACAUCAACAAAAGACGAUGCUACCUGUCCAGGUUACUCCCAAGUGUUCGGUUACCAUUACUGACGGUGAAAUUUCUGACUCAGUCCUACGAAGCUGACCAGUUGAUUCGCGACGACUACACCUGUCAAGAACUAGUGAAUAAAGCUCUUAAAUACCAUCUCGUUGCUGAAGAGAGACUUCGCGUGUCUCCGCAGAUGGAGAGAAGUAUCCGCCCAAGAAGAGAACCUAAAGUCAUCUGUGCUGUUGGUGGCAAAAAUGGUCUCUUUGCGACCCUUGACAGUUUGGAAGUAUACUUGCCACAAAAUGACAGCUGGACCGAAGUGGCACCGCUAAGUUGCAGGCGAUAUGAGUGCGUUUGUGCUGUCCUUGACAGAAAGCUAUAUGUGAUUGGUGGAAUGAAAUGCAUCGUAAGAGGUGGAACAUCUAUCCGUCACCAUGACAACAGUGUGGACCGGUGGAACGCUGAUAGUGACACCUGGACUAACAUAGGAGGCAUGAUCAAAUGUCGUAGCAAUUUAGCGGUAGCGGUAUUGGAAGGGGAACUCUACGCCCUUGGUGGUUACAAUGGUGAAACCUAUUUACGAAGUGUAGAGAAGUUCUGUCCAAGGACAAUGCAAUGGAGAUUGGUGGCACCGAUGCUCAAAAGCCGUAGCUGUUUUGCCGCCGCCGUCUUAGAUGGUAUGAUUUAUGCUGUGGGAGGUUAUGGUCCAACGUACUUAAACAGUGUUGAACGCUAUGAUCCGAGUCAUGACCGCUGGGAGAUGGUAGCCCCAAUGGUGGAGAAGAGAAUCAACUUUGGUGUAGGCGUGUCACGAGGUUUUCUUUAUGUGGUGGGUGGACACAAUGGUGUGUCUCAUCUAAGCAGUGUUGAGAGAUACGAUCCACAUCGCAAUGAGUGGGUGUUGGUGGCACCCAUGGAUAAACCAAGAACUGGUCUUGGUGUAGCUGUUCUGGAUCACAAGCUUUAUGUCGUUGGAGGCCAUUCCGGUUCAUCAUAUCUGAACAUAGUGCAGUGUUACAAUCCAAUUUCUGAGAAAUGGUCCACUGUUAACAGUAUGUCUACUUGCCGCUGUAAUUUUGGUCUUGCUGCCCUAUGAUGGAAGUGGUGAAAACACAAUGCAUGAUGAUUUGAACAAAUUUUGUUGCUGUUUUGGCAAGUUGGGAACCAAG
Molecule: messenger RNA, 1905 nt
Organism: Saccoglossus kowalevskii
Lineage: Eukaryota; Metazoa; Hemichordata; Enteropneusta; Harrimaniidae
Product: kelch-like protein 28
Molecular function (GO): protein binding
Source: RefSeq, a predicted model, not a curated record